AUGCCCUCUACGCAAACCACCACCCCACCCCCCAAUCUCCGAGUCGGCAUCAUCGGCGCCGGCCCCGCCGGCCUCGGCGCAGCCAUCGAAUUCGCCAAAUUACCCUUCGUAGAUGUCCGCGUGUACGAACAAGCGCGAGAGCUACGCGAAGUCGGCGCGGGCAUCAGCAUCCAGCAUAAUACGUGGCGCAUGUUGGAUGUGUUCGGGGUGUAUGAGAACAUCGACCAGAGGGAUCUGUUUCGGCCGGCGGAUGGACAUGCGGUGCAGCAUCGGAAUGGGCGGACGGGGGAGUUGGUGCUUUCGAAGGGGCAGGAGGGAACGCCGGAGCGAUACCUCAGCGCGAGGGCAUUGCGCUCUGUGCUUCAGAAAGCGCUUCUCAAGGGCGUGGAUAAGUCCAAAUUGAGAUUAUCCAGUCGACUCGUCGAAAUAACCGACUUACCCUCUGGGGCUUUCUUUCUGAGGUUCGAAGACGGACUCACCGACGAAGUCGACCUCCUAGUUGGAGCGGACGGCGUCCGCUCAGUCGUCCGCCAAUUCAUCUACCCCGACCACCAACUCAAAUACAUCGGCACAACAGCCUACCGCGCGCUCGCAGACGCAGACGACAUCCUCAGUAUCCCCGGGUUCCCCGACUCCGUGACCUUCUGGCACGGCCCCAAUGAUCGGUUCUAUACCUGCAAUUUGAACAACAACGUGUAUGAGAUUGCAGCGCGUGUGCCCCAGACGCCGGAUACCGCGCCUGUCAGCUGGGGGCAGGAUGCGAGUGUGGAGGAGUUUAGGUGGCGGUAUAAGGAUUUCUCGCCUAUGCUGCAAAGCGUACUCGGCAAGAUCAAGGAAGUGAAGAAGUUCGCACUGUUUGCGGGACCGCGGCUGUCGAGGGUUGUUUCGCAUGGUUCUAUUGCGUUGAUUGGGGAUGCGUCGCAUCCUUUAUCUGGGGCAUUCGGCGCCGGCGCCGGCUUCGCCCUCGAAGACGUAUAUGUCCUCACCCGCGCGGUCAAAUGGGCUCACGAUCGCGGAUUACCCAUCGGGGAGGGAUUGGAGCUCUUCGAUAGAGUCCGCGCUCCGCAUUAUGCGGAUAUGUAUACCAUCCUAGACGGAUACGGCAAAUCAGACGUGGCCGUGAAAGAGACCGCGAGUUUCGACGAGGCGGUCUCUCUGAUUGUCGCGGACAAGUGGAAUGAUGAUCACCAGUGGCUGUAUCAUUACAAUGUGGAAGAGGUAUGGAGAAAGGCUUACGAGGCGGAGGAUGCCCGACGGGCGAAGGGCGAUGGAUCCGUUGCACACGGGGACGUGGCGAGUUCGCGGUUGUAG
This is a messenger RNA of Aspergillus heteromorphus CBS 117.55, 1311 nucleotides long. RefSeq names its product FAD/NAD(P)-binding domain-containing protein. The transcript has 9 exons. The record is from RefSeq and is a predicted model, not a curated record. Bases 1 to 1311 code for a protein of 436 amino acids. Gene Ontology annotation, molecular function: FAD binding. Gene Ontology annotation, biological process: secondary metabolite biosynthetic process. NCBI's taxonomy places the organism in Eukaryota, Fungi, Ascomycota, Eurotiomycetes, Eurotiales, Aspergillaceae.